AUACGACCUGGUUUCGCCCUUGCCACGAAACGGAAAUCACUCGCAUUUAAGUCUCAAAGACCGGCGCUUGGCAUGAGCUCAACAAAAAGGGAUGAUCUACAAAUGCUGAGGCUGGCUUGGAACUUAGAUUGUUUUUGACCGGUGGGGGGCGGCGAUGACCUGCUUGAUUGAUGUGAUGAUUUGCUUCCACACUGUGCUCCCUUCCCCCAACCUGCAGAGGACAUUUUGCCAUGUCCGAUGGCUAGCGUCCUUGCUAUGACAGCAACUCGCAUGGCGGGAACUUCAGCGUCAUGGGUCCACAAGGCAUGCCGCAAGCUGCCUGUGCACAGCAAACUCCUAUGGCCCGGAGCUAUCCAUACCAGCUUCUGUCCCACCAAUCCAAGCAACUAACCAGUUACUCCAGCCCGAGUUAAGGGGGCUGUGUUACCUUUUAUUUCUCGAUUUGAAACGUUUGUCUCUCGGCGGGCGGAAGUUCUUGCGCAUGUAUCCGAACAAGCUGUGUUUAUUUUACUCACUCGAAGGCCCUUAAAGCUGAGCGGUCAAUGGGUGUGUCUGUUGGCGGGAGUGGCUGCGCUACUAAAACCUGCCAGGUGGAUACUGGUUGUACAGAGGGAAGGCAGAAGGAAACCUCUCUAGCCCAGCCACAGCUAGCUUAUAAAGAAGGUGUGCUGCCCAGCUUUGUCGUUCCUCGCCUGUUGUCCUCUUAGUACCGAGUUUGGUUGCUCACCUCAAUUGUUCACCUGUAGGCUACCUUUUAGCCUCCAAUUGCAAUUGCCAAUGUCCGAUAUAACUAUCACCAACAGCAACGUCUGCGCGUCUGCCAGAAAACGCCCCUUUACGAUACAAGGUGCCAUCGAUGAACGAUCUCAGGAUAAGAUUACGGUAUGGGGACGCAAAGGUACAACUUCGGCACUCGGGGGUGUGGCAUGUCUCGCGAUGAUGGUAGUCUGCCCCAUGAUCACGAUUUUCUGGUGGACAUCCCUGAGCCACUAUGAUGGUUCUCUCUACCAUGCUGGUGUGUCCAUGGUGAAAACUGGGUUGAUACCGUUCUUCAUACAGAAUACUCCGGGAACAACUUUGCCUGUUGUGACUGUAUAUGCAUGCUGGACCCUGUCUCAUGUCAUUCUCUACUCUUUCCUGCCGGGGACGCGAUGCAAAGGUCAACUCACGCCGGCUGGAAAUUUGUUGGAAUACAAGAUAAACGGUUUCCUUGCGUGUAUAGUGUCGCUACUCCUAGCUGGAGCCCUGCACUACUACGGGCUCUUUGACCUGGCCUUCGUGGCUCAGAAUUGGGGAAGCUUUGUAUGCUUGUUCAAUAUCUAUGGCUUGCUACUGGCAUUGGUAUUCUACAUCAAAGCCCACGUCUCUCCUACUCAUCCCGAGGAUAGGAAAUUUAGUGGUGAGAAUUAUAAAUAAACAUAUAUAUGUCUUUUCCAGUGCUAUAAGUACUAAUUGUGUCGGUCAGGAUCUAUAUUUUACGAUUUCUAUAUGGGUAUAGAAUUUAAUCCCCGUCUCGGCGCGGACUGGGAUAUGAAGCUUUUCCACAACGGGCGUCCAGGCAUGAUUGGGUGGUUAAUAGUGUAAUAUCCCCUCUCUUCUCCUGAUCUACUAUUACUUCUAUGACACUGUGCAUUACUAAUGACGAAUAGUGAUAUGUGCUUUGCGGCCUGGCAAUAUCAACAACAUGGAUAUAUUACCAACUCAAUGAUUAUCACCAGCUUCCUUCAUGCGGUAUACGUCAUUGAUUUCUUUUGCAACGAAGGCUGGUAUGAUCCAUCCCUGCAUUUGAGUCAAAAAAAGGAGAAGUCCUAAUUUAAUUAUUCAGGUACCUAAAAACACUCGAUAUGUGCCAUGAUCAUUUCGGAUUCUAUUUCUCCUGGGGUAUUGCCGCAUGGCUUCCUGUGAUGUACACCCUCCAGACACAAUAUCUGGCCACCCACCCAGUCGACCUCUCCAGUUGGACUGCAGCAUUGAUCUUGACAACUGGAGUGUCAGGAUACGUCCUGUUUCGUGCAGCAAACCAUCAGAAAUAUAUUUCCCGUGCCACAAAUGGAGACUGUAAAAUAUGGGGUAAAUCUCCACAGUUUAUCCUUGCCAAAUACAAAACGGCCGAAGGAUCUAUGCACGAGUCCCUCUUGUUAUGUUCAGGUAAGCUCCCAAUUAUUUCUAUCGUCAUAUCGAUGUACCUUCAUAGCCAACAAGUACUCUAGGCUGGUGGGGACUUGUUCGUCAUGCCAAUUACCUUGGUGAUUUGAUACUUUCUUAUUCCAUGUGUGCCUCUUGCGGGUUCACGAACUUGCUUCCAUGGACUUAUGCCAUUUACAUGACAAUCCUUCUUGUCCAUCGAUGCUAUCGAGAUGAAGUGAGGUGCCAUAAUAAGUACGGGGACUCUUGGAAAGAGUACUGUGCCAAGGUGCCAUACAGAAUUAUCCCAGGAAUUUUCUAGCUGCGUCACUUUAUACUCUUCAUGCUUUGUUUUAUUGAUUCCAUAGAGAUGUGGGUCAAGUUACAACCACAACGAGAGACCGUGCUGGAAGGAUUCUCGGCAGCUUUGU
This is a messenger RNA of Trichophyton rubrum CBS 118892, 2555 nucleotides long. RefSeq lists its product as uncharacterized. Gene Ontology annotation, biological process: cholesterol biosynthetic process; brassinosteroid biosynthetic process. Lineage: Eukaryota; Fungi; Ascomycota; Eurotiomycetes; Onygenales; Arthrodermataceae. The transcript has a single exon. Gene Ontology annotation, molecular function: 7-dehydrocholesterol reductase activity. The record is from RefSeq and is a predicted model, not a curated record. The coding region runs from base 778 to 1416 and encodes 212 amino acids. Gene Ontology annotation, cellular component: endoplasmic reticulum membrane.